AUGUGGAGAAGGCUCGCUAUCCAGAUGCGGUCUCUCGGCCCCGCCCGAUCCCCUGCCCGUUGUGUCCCCGUGUCUUCGAUUGCUCCAGCGAAUGGGCCAUUCGCUUCCUGCACUCGUCACAUCUCGACGGAACCCGUGGGGAAUGCGACUGCCUUUAGGAUUGAGGAUGUAAUGCCGAUUGCUACUGGUCAUGAACGCGAGGAGCUUGAGGCUGCGCUUAAAGGAAAGAAUCUUCAAGAAAUUGACUACCCAGAGGGUCCCUUUGGCACGAAGGAAGCACCUGCUGUGAUCCAGUCUUAUUACGACAAAAGGAUUGUGGGGUGCCCUGGUGUUGAAGGCGAGGAUGAGCAUGAUGUUGUUUGGUUUUGGCUGGAGAAGGGCAAGCCUCAUGAGUGCCCAGUUUGCUCACAGUAUUUUGUGCUGGAUGUGGUGGGCCCAGGUGGAUCUCCAGACGGUGGACAUGAAGAUGACGAGGUCCAUCAUCACUAA
Messenger RNA from Striga hermonthica, 489 nucleotides. NCBI's taxonomy places the organism in Eukaryota, Viridiplantae, Streptophyta, Magnoliopsida, Lamiales, Orobanchaceae. The record is from the annotation of a GenBank genome assembly.